Messenger RNA from Amorphotheca resinae ATCC 22711, 2718 nucleotides. RefSeq names its product glycosyltransferase family 2 protein. Lineage: Eukaryota; Fungi; Ascomycota; Leotiomycetes; Helotiales; Amorphothecaceae. The coding region runs from base 1 to 2718 and encodes 905 amino acids. The record is from RefSeq and is a predicted model, not a curated record. Gene Ontology annotation, cellular component: cell septum; cell periphery. The transcript is spliced from 4 exons. Gene Ontology annotation, molecular function: chitin synthase activity.
AUGGCUUACUCUGGAAAUGGGGAGUACGAUGAGCACAAACUCCAAGAUCUCCCUCCCGGGAGCACACACGACGAGGAGGAUGGUGGAAAUCUUCCCUUACUCCAUCAAGCACCUCACCCAGGUCCCUUCGCGAGUCCCUACGACGAUUCAAACCUUCGAGUUGCUACCCCUCCCGUGAGGCCAGUAUCCGCCUACAGUCUCACAGAAUCGUAUGCUCCGGGUGCCACAACCACACCAUUCAGCAGCAGCGAAUAUGGCAGCAGCUCGACGGCAUACGGUCAACCAGAGACAGGUCCAUAUGCGCGGGUCGGCUCUCCCUACUCGAGGGCCGAGACUGAUUCCACCGAAGCAUGGCGCCAGCGACAGGUUCCUGGAGCUGGUGGUCUCAAGCGUUAUGCCACAAGGAAGGUUAAAUUGGUCCAGGGGAGCGUCUUGAGUGUCGACCAUCCCGUUCCUAGCGCCAUCAAGAAUGCCAUACAAAAAAAGUACAGGGAUGAUCUAGAGGGAGGCAGCGAGGAGUUUUCACACAUGCGGUAUACAGCUGCCACCUGCGAUCCUGACGAGUUUACCCUAAAGAAUGGCUACAAUCUACGACCCGCGAUGUACAAUCGCCAUACCGAACUUCUGAUCGCCAUUACCUACUACAAUGAAGACAAGCAGUUGACGGCUCGUACGUUACACGGUGUGAUGCAAAACAUUCGCGACAUUGUGAACCUCAAAAAAUCCGAUUUCUGGAACGUGGGCGGACCUGCCUGGCAAAAGAUUGUGGUGUGUCUCAUCUUUGAUGGUAUCGAUCCCUGUGACAAGGAUACUCUUGAUCUUCUCGCAACAGUCGGAGUUUACCAAGACGGUGUCAUGAAGAAAGAUGUCGAUGGCAAGGAGACUGUGGCCCAUAUUUUCGAAUAUACCACACAGUUGUCUGUGACCGCAAACCAACAAUUGAUUCGACCCUCGGAUGACUCGGACAAUACUCUCCCACCUGUACAAAUGAUGUUCUGCUUGAAGCAAAAGAACAGCAAGAAGAUCAACUCCCAUCGAUGGCUCUUCAACGCGUUUGGUCGUAUUCUAAACCCUGAGGUCUGCAUUCUUCUCGAUGCAGGUACGAAGCCUGGACCGAAAUCUUUACUAUCUCUCUGGGAGGGAUUCUAUAACGAUAAGGACCUUGGAGGAGCAUGUGGUGAAAUCCAUGCAAUGUUGGGUAGGGGAGGUCGCAAACUUCUCAAUCCCUUGGUGGCUGGUCAGAAUUUUGAGUACAAGAUCAGUAAUAUUCUUGACAAACCACUCGAGAGCUCUUUCGGAUAUGUCAGUGUCUUGCCCGGAGCAUUCUCUGCCUACCGAUUUAGAGCAAUCAUGGGUCGACCUUUGGAGCAGUACUUUCACGGCGAUCAUACCCUUUCCAAAGUGUUGGGGAAGAAAGGAAUUGAAGGGAUGAACAUCUUCAAGAAGAACAUGUUCUUGGCCGAGGACAGAAUUCUCUGUUUCGAAUUGGUUGCCAAAGCCGGGUCGAAAUGGCAUUUAACAUACAUCAAAGCCGCGAAAGGCGAGACUGAUGUCCCUGAAGGAGCCCCUGAAUUCAUUGGACAGCGUAGAAGAUGGCUCAACGGUUCAUUUGCAGCAAGCAUUUACUCCAUCAUGCACUUUGGCAGAAUGUACAAGAGUAGCCACAACAUUGUGCGGAUGUUUUUCCUCCACAUCCAACUGCUCUACAACAUGUUCUCCGCUGUCAUGUCUUGGUUCAUGCUGGCAUCUUACUGGCUGACCAGUACGGUUAUCAUGGACCUUGUAGGACAGCCUGUUGCGGCAUCUGCUACAAGUGCGGCUCACCACGGCUGGCCUUUCGGUGACAAAGCGACUCCUAUCAUCAAUACUAUCCUUAAGUACCUCUAUCUCGCAUUCCUGAUCACGCAGUUCAUUCUCGCACUUGGAAACCGACCAAAAGGCUCAAGGAUCACUUACAUCCUAUCGUUCAUUGUCUUUGGUGUCAUCAACCUCUACGUUAUUGUUGAUUCCAUGUAUCUGGCCGUCCGUGGUAUCGCUGGUACGAGUAUAUCUACCGACAGUGCCGAUGAUUUUUUCAAGAGCUUCUUUGGUUCGUCCAAUGGUUCUGGAGGCAUCAUCAUUAUUGCAUUGCUCGCUACGUAUGGUCUCUACUUCGUCGCCUCGUUCCUGUAUCUCGACCCAUGGCACAUGUUCACUUCCUUCGGCCAGUAUCUACUGCUCAUGUCAUCUUACAUCAAUGUUCUCAUGGUGUAUGCCUUCAGUAACUGGCACGAUGUCUCCUGGGGUACUAAAGGAUCUGACAAAGCCGAUGCUCUUCCUUCUGCGCAAACAACAAAGGUUGACGGGAAGGCAGCUGUGAUUGAGGAGAUCGAUAAACCACAGGAGGAUAUUGACAGUCAGUUCGAAGCUACAGUGAAGCGGGCGUUAAAGCCUUUCGUGCCUCCGGUGGAGGAUGAGAAAAAGACGCUUGAGGAUUCUUAUAAAUCCUUCAGGACGAAGCUUCUGAUGUGCUGGGUCUUUUCGAAUGCUAUAUUGGUAGUUAUUAUCACCAGCGAUAGUGUUGAUAGUUUUGGGUUCGGGGACAAAGCAUCCAUCCGUACAGCCAGAUUCUUCGAGGUUCUGCUAUACGCAACUGCUGUCUUGUCCUGUGUUCGUUUCAUUGGGUGUCUUUGGUUUUUGGGAAGAUCUGGUAUUAUGUGUUGCUUCUCGAGACGUUGA